AUGUUACUGCCAGCCAGCCAGCGCUCCUGCCAGCCAGCCAGUGUUCAUGCCAGCCAGCAUUCCUGCCAGCCUGCUAGCGAGUCACCCAGUGUUCCUGCCAGCCAGCCCGUGUUCCUACAAACCAGCCUGCAUUCCUGCCAGCCAGCCUGUGUUCCUCACAUGCAGACAAAUUUCCUGCCAGCCAGCGCUCCUGCCAGCCAGCCAGCGUUCCUGCCAGGCAGCGUUCCUGUCAGACAGCGUUUCUGCCAGCCGGCCAAGCCACCCACAGCCAGCCUGCGUCCCAUCCAGCCAGAGAGCGUUCUUGCUAGCCUAUGUUCCUGCCAGCCAGCCAGCCAGCCAGCCUGUUUUCCUGCCAGCCAGAUAGCAUUCCUGCCAGCCAGCCUUCCUGCCAGCCAGCCAGCCAGUGUUUCUGCCAGCCAGUCCGCGUUCCUGCCAGCCAGCCUGCGUUCCUGCCAGCCAGCCUGUGUUCCUGCCACCCAGCCAGCGUUUCUGCCAGACAGCGUUCCUGCCAGAGAGACAGUCAGCCAGCCAGUGUUCCUGCCACCCAGCCUGCGUUUCUGGCAGCCAGCCUGUGUUUCUGCCAGUCAGCCUGUGUUCCUGCGAACCAGCCAACUUUCCUGCCAGCCAGCCAGCUACCCAGCCAAUGUUCCUGCAGAUAGCCUGCGUUCCUGCCAGCCAGCCUGUGUUCCUGCCAGCCAGCCUGUGUUCCUGCCACCCAGCCUGCGUUUUUGCCGCCUGCCUGUGUUCCUGCCAGCCAACCAGCAUUUCUGCCAGCCAGCGUUCCUGCCAGCCAGCCAGACAGCCAGCCAGUGUUCCUGCCAGCUAGCCUGCGUUCCUGCCAGCCAGCGAGCGUUCCUCCCAGCCAGUGUUCCUGCCAGCCGGCGUUCCUGCCAGCCAGCCAGCCAGCCAGCCAGUGUUCCUGCCAGCCAGCCUGCGUUCCUGCCAGCCAGCGUGUGUUCCUUCCAGCCAGAGAGCGUUCCUGCCAGACAGCCAGUCAGCCAAACUGUGUUCCUGCCAGCCAGCCUCUAUUCCUGCCAGAUAGCCUGCAUUCCUGCUAGCCAGCCUGUGUUCCUGCGAGCCAGCCUGCGUUCCUGCGAGCCAGCCUGUGUUCCUGCCAGUAAGCCAGUGCUCCUGCCAGCUAGCCAGCGUUCUUGGCUGGCAGCGUUGCAGCCAGCUAGCCAGCCAGCCAACCAGCGUUCCUGCCAGCCAGAGUUCCAGCCAGCCCCCUGUGGGUUCGGGGUCAGUGUUCUUGCCAGCCAGCGUUCCUGCCAGACAGCCAGCCAGCCAGCUUGUGUUUCCAGCCAGCCAGCUUGCGUUCCUACCAGCCAGCCCGUGUCCUUCCAGCCAGCUUGUGUUUGUACCAGCCAGCCAGCGUUCCUGCCAGCCAGCGUUCCUGCCAGCCAGCCAGCCAGCCAGCCAGUGUUGCUGCCAGCCAGCCUGCGUUCCUGCCGGCCAGCCUGCGUUCCUGCCAGCCAGCCUGUGUUCCUGCGAACUAGCCAGCGAUCCUGCCAGCCAGCCAGCCAGCCAACCAGUGUUCCUGCCAGCCAGCCUGCGUUGCUGCAAGCCAGCCUGCAUUCCUGCCAGCCAGCCUGUGUUCCUGUCAGGCAGCCUGCGUUCCUGCCAGUCAGCCUGCGCUCCAGCCAGCCAGCCUGUGUUCCUGCCAGCCAGCCAGUAUUCCUGCCAACCAGAGUUCCUGCCAGCCAGACUGCCAGCCAGCCAGUGUUCCUGCCAGCCAGCCUGCGUUCCCGCCAGCCUGCCUGUGUUCCUCCUAUCCAGGCUGUGUUCCUAGCAGACAGUCUGCGUUCCUGCCAGCCAGCCUUCGUUCCUGCCAGCCAGCCUGUGUUCCUGCCAGUCAGCCAGCGUCACUGCCAGCCAGCGUUUUUGCCAGCCUGCCACCCAGCCAGCAAGCAUUCCUGCCAGACAGCUUGUGUUCCUGCCAGCCAGCCUGUUUUCCUGUACGCCAGCCAGCGUUCCUGUCAGCCAGCGUGCCUGCCAGCCAGUAUUCCUCCCAGCCAGCCAGCCAGCAAGCCAGUGUUCCUGCCGGCCAGCCUGUGUUCCUGCAUGCCAGCCUGCAUUCCUGCCAGCCAGCCUGUGUUCCUGCGAAUUAGCCAGCUUUCCUGCCAGCCAGCCAGCCAGCCAAACAGUGUUCAUGCCAGCCAUCCUGCGUUGCUGCAAGCCAGCCUCCGUUCCUGCCAGCCAGCCUCUGUUCCUGCCAGCCUGCCUGCGUUCCUCCUAGCCGGCCUGUGUUCCUGGCAGCCAGCCUGCGCUCCUGCCAGCCAGCCAGCGCUCCUGCCAAUCAGCCAGCAAUCCUGCCAGCCAGCCAGCAUUGCUGCCAGCCAGGCUCCGCUUCUGCCAGCUAGCUUGUGUACCUGCCAGCCAUCCAGCUCUCCUGCCAGCCAACUAGCGUUCCUGCCAGCAAGCGAUCCUGCCAGCCAACCAGCCAGCCAGCCAGUGUUCCUGCCAGACGGCCUGUGUUCCUACCAGACAGUCUUCGUUCCUGAUGGCCUGCGUGUUUCCCUGCCAGCCAGCGAGUGUUCCAGCAAGACAGCGGUCAUGCCAGCCACCCAGCCUGGUUACCUACCAGCCAGCCUGCGUUUCUGCCAGCCAGCCAGUGUUCUUGCCAGCCAACAUUCCUGCCAGGUAGCCAGCCAGCCAGCCAGUGUUCCUGCCAGACAGCUUGUGUUCCUACCAGCCAGCCAGCGUUCCUGCCAGGCAGUCCCUGUUCCUGCUACACAGCCAGCGUUCCUGCCAGCGCAGUUUCCUGCCAGCCAGCCAGCCUGCCCGCCAUUGUUGCUGCCAGCCAGCCAGCAUUCCUUUCGGGCAGCCUACUUUUCUGCAAGCCAACCUGUGGCCCUGCCAGGUAGCAUGCGUUCCUGCCAGCGAAACUGCGUUCCUGUCAGCCAGCCAGUGUUCCUGUCAGCAAGCCUGCGUUCCGGCCAGCCAACCUGUAUUCCUGCCAGCCAGCCAGCAUUCCUGCCAGAGAGCCACCGAGCCAGCCAGUGCUCCCGCGAGCCAGCCUGCGUUCCUGCGAGCCAGCCUGCGUUCCUGCCUGCCAGCCUGUGUUCCUGCCAGCCAUCCUGUUUUCCUGCCAGCCAGCCAGGGUUCCUGCCAGCCAAAGUUCCUGACAGCAGCCAGCCAGCCAGCCAGUGUUCCUGGCAGCCAGCCUGCAUUCCUACCAGCCAGCCUGCGUUCCUGCCAGCCAGCCAGUGUUCCUGCCAGCCAGCCUGCGUUCCUUCAAGCCAGCCUGUGUUCCUGCCUGCCGGCCUGCGUUCCUGCCAGCCAGCCUGUGUUCCUACCAGGCAGCCUUCGUUCCUGGAGGCCUGCCUGUUUCCCUGCCAGCCAGCGAGUGUUCCUGCCAGCCAGCGUUCAUGCCAGACACCCAGCCAGCCAGCCUGUAUUCCUGCCAGGCAGACCGCAUUCCUGCCACCCAGUGUGUGUUCCUGCCAGCCAGCCUGCACUCCUGCCAGCCACCCUGCGUUCCUGCCAGCCAACCUGUGUUCCUUCCAGCCAGAGAGCAUUUCUGCCAGCCAGCCAGCCAGUGAUCCUACCAGCCAGCCUGCAUUCCUGCCAGCCAGCCAGUGUUUCUGCCAGCCAGCCUGCAUUCCAGCCAGUCAGCCUAUGUUCCUGCCAGCCAGCCAGCGUUCCUGCCAGCCAGCGUUCCUGCCAGCCAGCAUUCCUGCCAGCCAGCCAGCCAGCCAUCCUGCGUUUCCAGCCAGCCAGCCUGCGUUCCUACCAGCCAGCCUGCGUUCCUGGUGGCCAGACUCCAUUACUGCCAGCCAGCCUGUGUUCCUGCGAACUAGCCAGCGUUCCUGCCAGCCACCAGCCUGCGUUCCUGCCAGCCAGCCAGUGUUCCUGCUAGACAGCCAGCGUUCCUGCCAGCCCAAGUGCUUGCCAGCAAGGCAGCCAGCCAACCAGUGUUCAUGCCAGCCAGCCUGCAUUCCUGCCAGCCAGCCUGCAUUCCUGCCAGCCAGCCUGCGUUCCUGCCAGCCAGCCUGCGUUCCAGCCAGCCAGCCUGUGUACCUGCCAGCCAGGCUGCGCUCCUGCCAACCAGCCAGCGUUCCUGCCAGCCAGCGUUCCUGCCCUCCAGAGAGCCAGACAGCCAGCGUUCCUGCCUGCCAGCUCCUGCCAGCCAGCGUUCCUGCCAGCCAGCCAGCCAGCAAGCCAGUGUUCCUGCCAGCCAGCCAGCGUUCUAGGCUGCCAGCCUGCGUUCCUCCCAGUCAGCCUGCGUUCCUGCUAGCCAGCCUGCGUUCCUGCCAGCCAGCCUAUGUUCCUCCUAGCCAAACUACGUUCCUGCCAGCCAGCCUGCGUUCCUGCCAGCCAGACUGUCCUGCCAGCCAGACUGGGCUCCUGCCAGCCAGCUAG
Messenger RNA from Schistocerca nitens (vagrant locust), 4362 nucleotides. RefSeq names its product proline-rich protein 36-like. Lineage: Eukaryota; Metazoa; Arthropoda; Insecta; Orthoptera; Acrididae. The transcript is spliced from 7 exons. The record is from RefSeq and is a predicted model, not a curated record. The coding region runs from base 1 to 4362 and encodes 1453 amino acids.